Bemisia tabaci is the source of this 1392-nucleotide messenger RNA. Lineage: Eukaryota; Metazoa; Arthropoda; Insecta; Hemiptera; Aleyrodidae. The record is from RefSeq and is a predicted model, not a curated record.
CAUAGUUCCGUCUGGUAGAAAUACGUCCAAUUAGGAUAGAUUACAUCUUCGAGCGUGUACAAAGUUUUGACUCAAAUCUUGGUUUAUAAAUUAAGUCACGCGCUCCAUGCUGUAUACAUUUUGUUUUAAUCGAAAGAUCUAAGCUUUACAAUACAGACGUUACAUCACAGUAAGAGCCAUCACAUUCAGGACGGAGUUAUCAGUAUUUUAGUCAUGUCUUCACGCCGAUGUUCUCAUAGUAUACCUCCUUUAUGUGCGUGGCUCGUUUUGUUUUGGUUCAAGUUCACUACAAGCCAGUAAUUGAGAAAUCUCUAAUCGAGAUUCCAAAAUGGUGUUGAGUAAAACUGAACUAUCUCGAUAGUGCUAAAAAUAAAAAUGCUAAAAUUAUGUUAGCUCAAAAAUGUUCUCAUUUUCCGAUCCUCAGCGCUAUUGUACUACUGCUAAUUACGAGAGUAAACACCAAAUCCGAGUCUUUACCUGAAAAUUAUGAGCCAGAUCAUAAAACCAUAAGGGCGGCGAUGGAGGAACAUAGGAUACUUCCCGAUAUCCAUAAAGUACCUAUAUCCCACAUACUUAAGACCAACUUCAAGAGUGGGAAGUUUGCAAUGAUGGGAAAUGAACUCUCUCGAGAGGAUACUAAAGAACUUCCCCAGAUCGUCUACCCUUAUCAAAACGACUCUUAUUACGCCAUCGUGAUGUCAGACUUAGACGCACCAACUCCCAAUAUGCCAUUUUUAAGGGAGUGGCAGAACUGGCUGAUUGUGAAUAUUCCUGGAGGUAACCUUCCGGCCGGAGAAACAUUAAGUGAAUACAUUGCUCCGGCAGAAGAAACGGCAAGUGAUUAUAUUGGGCCAGGAAGUAAAAAUUUCACUGGAAAACACAGGUAUGUAAUAACAACAUAUCGUCAGCCUGGACCGAUCAAAUUCGACGAGGAUCACUUGGAUAACAAAUCCGAUUACGGACGGAUCUGCCAUUCGACCAAUAUGUUUGCCACGGAUAACGAACUUGGAAAUCCUUGGGCUGUGAAUUUCUGGUAUACGGCUCACGAUACAAAGCGAUCGUAGUCAAUGACACUAAUGACAGCAUUCUAAGAAAACCACUUUGUUCACCCAUGACGUCUUUCAUGGACUUAUUUUAACAUGGAAAAUAAUGAUACACUCUAAAAAACUAGUUUCAUUUUAAGGAAGAAUGUUAAAAACAAGCUCAAUACAAUCUCAUCACUAAUAUCAGGAAAAAGUCUCAGUCCUUCGGAAUAAUUGGAGCCAGUUUCCCCUUACCUCACAAUCUAUCUACAAAAAUACCGAGAAAAAGUCUUAAUACUCAAGGCCACUAUCACAGCUCCACGAAAAGUUUUCAAUUUGUGUCGAUGCUUCAAUAAAAAAUUGCUCAAAA